AUGAAAUACCUUGCACUGGCCAGUGGGGGGAAGGACAGUCUAUAUGCUAUGCAUGUUCUUCAGCGCGAAGGGCAUCAGGUUGUAGGCCUGCUUCACAUGAGAUGCGGAGAUGGAUAUCAAGAUUCUUUUAUGUACCAAACUGUUGGAUCCGAGGUGGCCGAUCUGCUUGGAGAAUGUCUCGGGAUUCCUAUUUUUAUUUACGAGACGAAAUGCAAGAGUAUAAAUCAGAAUCUUCAAUAUAAAAAGGAAGAAGGUGAUGAAGUUGAAGAUCUUUAUGAAGCCAUUGCCUCGGCAAAAGAAAAGAUAUACUUCGAAGGCGUAUCUUCUGGGGCUAUUUUGUCCAAAUACCAAAAGAACAGAGUUGAGGAUGUGUGUAAAAGGUUGUCUCUUAGGUGUCUGUCUCCUCUCUGGGAAAUGGAUCAGAAGAAGCUACUUGGGGAGAUGAUAUCUAAUGGGAUGGAGGGAAGAAUAGUGAAGGUUGCAUCGUCUCUCUUAGGAAGAGAAUGUAUAAACAUGGGACUUGAUGAAAUUUAUGACCGUCUGGAGGCGGUCCAGGGUCUGGAAGUGAACUUCUGUGGAGAAGGAGGAGAAUACGAAAGCAUAAUACUUGACUGUCCUAUGUUUAAGAAGAGAAUUUCCAUAGAUAAAUAUGAGGUUACUCCUCAUCCGGAGGAGAUAGGAAGAGAAGGGAUUGUGUUUUACAUGAGGAUUUUGAAGACAAGUCUGGUAGAAAAAGAUAUUUAG
Messenger RNA from Encephalitozoon intestinalis ATCC 50506, 744 nucleotides. Its product is annotated as putative PP-loop ATPase. The record is from RefSeq and is a predicted model, not a curated record. Gene Ontology annotation, molecular function: diphthine-ammonia ligase activity. Bases 1 to 744 code for a protein of 247 amino acids. NCBI's taxonomy places the organism in Eukaryota, Fungi, Microsporidia, Unikaryonidae. Gene Ontology annotation, biological process: protein histidyl modification to diphthamide. The transcript has a single exon.